AUGGCCUCCCAGGACUUUGUGCGGUCUCUCGGUGUCCAGAAGAGGCUGCGGAAGCACAGGGGCUGUGUGAAUACCAUCAGCUUUAACGAGGAUGGGAGCUUGCUCCUGUCCGGUUCGGACGAUCGGGCCGCUGUACUGUGGAAUUGGCAAGAGGGGACGCCUACCUUCGCGUUCCACACUGGCCACAGCGACAAUGUGUUCCAUGCUCUGUUCAUGCCCUUCUCAGGUGACCGGAGCAUCAUCACAUGCGCUGCUGAUGGACAGGUGAGGCAUUCGCAAAUACAAGAAGGUGGUCGUGUAAUUACAAAUGAGCUAGUUGAUACAGAGGUAGCAGUGCACAAACUAGCUAUUGAGCCUGGAAAUCCUCACACAUUCUUUAGCUGCGGAGAUAAUGGCUCCGUUUUUCUUUUUGACCUAAGGGAGAAAUAUGUUGCUGAACUCUUUAAAUGCGCAGAAGUUGAUCAUUUUGGUGGUGAUACCAUUGAACUCUAUGCUAUUGCCAUAGACCCGAGAAAGCCUAUUUUGGUCGGCCAAUUGAAUACUUUUGCCCUCCACAUAUGA
Oryza sativa Japonica Group (Japanese rice) is the source of this 561-nucleotide messenger RNA. The record is from RefSeq and is a predicted model, not a curated record. Lineage: Eukaryota; Viridiplantae; Streptophyta; Magnoliopsida; Poales; Poaceae.